Erigeron canadensis is the source of this 2255-nucleotide messenger RNA. RefSeq names its product L-type lectin-domain containing receptor kinase IX.1-like. The coding region runs from base 83 to 2119 and encodes 678 amino acids. Gene Ontology annotation, molecular function: protein kinase activity; carbohydrate binding; ATP binding. Lineage: Eukaryota; Viridiplantae; Streptophyta; Magnoliopsida; Asterales; Asteraceae. Gene Ontology annotation, cellular component: plasma membrane. The transcript has a single exon. Gene Ontology annotation, biological process: protein phosphorylation. The record is from RefSeq and is a predicted model, not a curated record.
UUGCCAACCAGCAACCUGCUGCCAAAAAAUGUGCAACUUCUUUUAUAAGCAAAAAAAUUAAAAAUAAAAAGGAUUCAGAAACAUGGGCAUCUUAGCAUGCUUUCUUCUUGCGUUAUUCAUCCCUUAUGCAACUUCAAUUACUUUUAAUUUCUCAAAUAUUACUCCAAAAUUCAAGGAUAUGUACACUUUGUCAGGUGCUGCUAAUAUAUCUGACGGCGGAAUUCAAGUGACAUCAGAAAAUAAAAGUAUAGUUCACAACAGUUUAGCGGGUCGGGUGACAUACAUCAGACCACUUCAUCUUUGGGACCAUACUUAUAGUGGGCUAGCUAGCUUCUCUACUAGCUUUACAUUUGUGAUUGCUUCAGACCCGGAUGAUCCUUACCGUUACUCAGAUGGGCUCACAUUCUUCCUAGCGGAAAAUAAUUCUGUAAUAAGUGGCCAAGGAGCCAUGGGACUUCCAUUCAAUACAAAAAUAUAUUCAAAUACAAAUCCAUUUGUUGCGGUGGAGUUUGAUACCUUUUGUAACGAUGUAUGGGACGACCAAUGUCAAGGUUCGAGUCAGGAUGAUCAUGUAGGUAUCAAUGUUAACUCUCUUACCUCUGUUAAGUCUGAAAAAUGGAUGACUGACAUCCCUAAUGGGAAAGAAUAUGAAGCUUGGAUCAAGUAUGACUCCACUUCAAAAAAUCUCAGUGUCUCUUUUACAGGUUAUCGAAACAAUACACUUGUAAGGCAAGGUCGACUUGAUUACACCGUUGACCUAAGGGACGUGUUGCCCGAAUGGGUUAUUUUUGGGUUUUCAGCUUCAACUAGUUUGGAUUUUUUUGAAAAACACAAUGUAAGAUCUUGGAUGUUUAAUAGUUCUAGUUUACAAGUUGAUAAAGAGAAAGCUUUACCACCAACUAACAGCCCAAAAUCUUUUGAGCCACCACCCAAGGAGAAAAACAAGACUGGACGUGUGCUGGGAUUAAUAGCUGGUCCAUGGGUUGUGGUUACUUUUUUUACUUUACUUUUAUUUUGCUUAUGGAGGAAGAACAAAAAGAAUCUAGAUGAAGAGGAGGAGUUUGGAUUUACUGCUGAGAUGAACAAUGAGUUCGAAAUGGGUGUCACAGGCCCAAGAAGAUUUUCUUACGGUGAGUUAGCUCGGUCCACUGCCGGGUUUUCAGAUAAUAUGAAGCUUGCAGAGGGAGGUUUUGGAGCGGUUUACAAAGGUUUCUUGAGAGAUACGAAGACAUAUGUUGCAGUGAAACGUGUGUCCAAGACUUCAAAACAGGGGAUCAAAGAGUAUGCAUCCGAAGUAAAGAUCAUUAGCCGUUUAAGGCACAGAAAUCUAGUGAAACUCACAGGUUGGUGCCACGAAAAACGAGAACUCUUGCUUGUUUACGAGUUUAUGGAAAAUGGAAGCUUAGAUUUACAUCUCUUCAAGGGAAAGAGCUUGUUGUCAUGGGGCACACGAUACAAAAUCGCACAUGGGCUUGCUUUUGCUUUGCUAUACCUACAUGAAGAAUGGGAGCAUUGUGUUUUGCAUAGAGAUAUUAAAUCUAGUAAUGUGAUGUUAGACUCAAAUUUCAAUGCGAAACUUGGUGAUUUUGGGCUAGCUAAGUUGGUUGACCAUGACAAAAGCCCAAAGGCGACAAUGUUGGCUGGAACCUUGGGUUACAUGGCUCCUGAAUGUGUAGCAACUGGCAUGGCGAGCAAACAAUCAGAUGUGUAUAGCUUUGGAGUGGUUGCACUGGAAAUAGCUUGUGGACGCAAACCCAUAGACUACAUGGGCAAGGAUAAUCAAACACGCUUAAUAGAAUGGGUUUGGGAGCUCUAUGGAACCGGGAGUCUUCUAAAAGCAGCUGAUUCACGUUUGGGGUUGGCUUUCCAUGAAGAAGAAAUCAAAUGUUUGCUGAGGGUUGGUUUAUGGUGUGUUCACCCUGAUUCAGAACUUCGGCCAACGAUGAGACAAGUAAUUCAAGUACUGAAAUCUGAAACUUCCAUGCCUAUACUACCCUCAAAGAUGCCAGUUGCAUCUUACUUAACACCAGCCAUGUCGCCAAUAUUAGUUGUCUCUAACGAGGAUUUGUCAAACCAAAAGGCCUUGUCCUUAGAUUCAUCUUACUUAUAUGGUCGUUAAUUAUUUCGAUUACUACUUUAAUUAUAUCCUUGUUUGUUAGAACUUAGUUCGGUGAUUGUAUCCAUAUAAUGAGGGGUACUUUAAAUCUUUAACUCUUGUAAUAUUUCAAUGUAUAUCCAGUAUUAGCUAGUAUAAA